GGCCUGCUAGCAGAGGCUAGCCGUUAGCCUCUUUUCCUGGGAAUGGCGUCGCGUAAACAGAAGCGAGUGUGGAAAUACGUCGAGGAGGGCAGCGUGUUGAAGCUGAAGGCCUACCUGCGGAAGCACCGGGACCUGGACGUGAACUUCUCCCAGGGAAAGAGGCAGAAGAGCCCGCUGCAUCUGGCCUGCGGCCUCGGGGACGACGCCUCUGUGCGGCUGCUCCUCCGCCAUGGAGCAGACGUUCUCCGGAGGGACCGCCGAGGAAACACGGCGCUGCACGUCGCGGCCGACAGAGUCCUGAAACACGGGAAGACAGCGUUUGAUGACCUGGUGGUGCCUCUGAAGAGGAGCUGUCCAGAUGCUCUGAACGCCCCAAACAGAGCCGGGAUCACUCCCCAAGACCUGCUGAGCUGGACCAGACAGUCCCAGAGUGCAGAAGAAAUGAGCCGUCCACGUAGGUCAGAUCCUGAGGAGGAGUGGCUGGGGAAGCUCUUUGACGAAUGCGAGGAUGAGUUUUUGGAAACCUUCGGAGUGUAUGAUGCCGAUGACUUUCUGCCCGUUGAUGACGACGAGGAAGACUUCGGGGACUGGGCCGAUCGGAUCAGGAGAGAGUACUUCGAUAAAAAACACGCAGAGGCUCAAAGACUGGCUGCGUCCUCCAGUGGAUGGAAGAGGAGGAAGACCAAGGAGGAGAGAGAAGAAGAAGAGCGAAGCAACAGGGAGCUGCAGGAAAAGCUUCGCCGGGAGCACGAGGAGUAUCUGGCUCGAGCGGCACGGAAAGAGGAGGAAACGCGGCUGGGGAAUAAGCGUCGGUACGACGAGCGGUGCGCGGCCACCUUUCAGGCCGGCUCCUCGGCUGACGGCGUGAAGCUGAGCUACGGCGACAUCCCUUGGCCGGCCCCGCGAGGCUCCAUCCAGGAGAUGAUCGACGUGAUGCUGCACGGCGUCGACCGGAAGGACGCCGCAGGGUUUCGCAAAGCGCUCCGGAAGCAGCAGGCCCUGUGGCACCCGGACAAAUUUGCUCAACGGUGCGAAGCCCGGUUAGAGGAGAAAGACAAACAGCGGGUUCUGGAUACAGUCACGGCUCUGUCGCAGGAGCUCAACAAACUGGCACAAAGUCUGAGGACUUAGAGGACGACUGUCCCGCUGUCUAUUAACAGUCUGCUCUGUGUGAUCAUUAAAGAUAAUUCAGUUGU
Molecule: messenger RNA, 1196 nt
Organism: Salarias fasciatus (jewelled blenny)
Lineage: Eukaryota; Metazoa; Chordata; Actinopteri; Blenniiformes; Blenniidae
Gene: nfkbil1
Product: nuclear factor of kappa light polypeptide gene enhancer in B-cells inhibitor-like 1
Exons: 4
Coding region: 43-1131 (362 amino acids)
Biological process (GO): negative regulation of canonical NF-kappaB signal transduction
Molecular function (GO): protein binding
Source: RefSeq, a predicted model, not a curated record